AGUAUUCGAUAAUCUCCACACUCAACUACAGAGCAAAGUCGAAAAUACUUAUCAACUCUAAUUCAAAGAGAUCUUAGUUUUGAUAUAUAUAUUUGGAAUGGCGAGAAUGAUGGGACCUUUGGAAGUUGUACCGGCGAUUCAUGUUUUUCCGGUGAGGGCCUCAGCUUCGCCUUCUUUGGGGACUAUAUACGAGGAAAAAGAUGAGAUCGAGACUCGAGAGUUGUAGAUUUUGUAAUUUUGUUGUCUAUUCCAUUUUUGUGAAAUUCACACUCACCAAUGUAUCUUGAUAAUAUGUUUGGAUGUUUCCAGAGUUCAAACUCCUUUUUGACUGACAUUACAUAGUCAUAAAAUAAAGAUUUAAGAUCAUCUAAAAAUUGUCAAGAUGAUAUAAAGAUCACCUUUUACGUUAUAUGAACUUUGUAUAUAGUCUCAUCACCUGGGGUUUAAUUAAGAGAUCAUCAUACCUAAAUUUCAUAA
Brassica napus (rape) is the source of this 477-nucleotide messenger RNA. RefSeq lists its product as uncharacterized. The transcript has a single exon. The coding region runs from base 98 to 226 and encodes 42 amino acids. The record is from RefSeq and is a predicted model, not a curated record. NCBI's taxonomy places the organism in Eukaryota, Viridiplantae, Streptophyta, Magnoliopsida, Brassicales, Brassicaceae.